Molecule: messenger RNA, 9537 nt
Organism: Symbiodinium sp. CCMP2592
Lineage: Eukaryota; Dinophyceae; Suessiales; Symbiodiniaceae
Source: the annotation of a GenBank genome assembly
AUGCUGGCGCCGCAGCAUGGACCACGGCUUGUGUGGUUUGGACUCUGGAGCAUCUGCUUGAGGUCCAGCGCGACAGAUGUCCAGUGGCAGAUCUCCAUCGCCUGGGAGGACGAGAACUGCGAUGCUGUGUGCGCUUCGAACGGGCUCGCCUGCACCGAGGCCUGCUGGCCGAACACAGCUCGCGGCCUGGAAAACGCUCUGAGGUCGUCUGGGCUACAUAGCACUUGCUUCGGCGUCGAGGCUGGAAGCCCAAAUCCAUGGCAUCCAGCGAAGGAUCCCGAGAACACCAUGUGCUACUGGUUUGGUGGCCAUACUGCCUCGGAGGCCCCACGCUGUCCGCUCACCCCCGCGACGCCAGCGGCGAUGCUGGAGAACUCCCGGGUGAUUCGAAGGCUCUGCCCCUGCAUCAGUGGCAACAGCACCUAUGGUUGGCUGGAUUGUGGUUUGGACGGCGAGCCGAUGGAUCCUGCACCCACAGCUUUGGGAUGGAUUGACGACCGUGCCGCAACGACGACUUCGCAGCCGACGCCAAUCAUUAUCCCCCCAGGGGAGCAACAACCGGCGCCAGCUCCACCACAGGUCAUGCCCGGCGUUCCAGCUUGCCAGGAACUUUGCGUGGCCGGCUUUGCUGGAGAGGAUGAGUUCCUCAACGGCCGGUACGUUCGCCUCAAUGGCGAGUCGGGGAGAUUGGCAUUCUGGUCCAAGUUCGGCGGCCUCCCAGACCUCUCAGACGGUCGCUUGCAGCGCGGUGGGGAUGGCGUCUGGAGAUACUACAGCGUCAGCUCCAGGGCGAACACAUCCAUCGGCGAGGGCACCUUAAAGACUGCGGAGAGUGAUAUCCCGCAGGAUGACUAUGUGCUCACGCCGACGGGUGGGUAUCAAGUGGAGUAUCAAUGCUGUCCUCAGACGAGCCAGAGUCCGACCAUUCUCGGUGGCCAGGAGGACACGCGAACUCCUGCGGUGCAGGACACGCUGAUGAGACCGAUUAUGGCAGCGCUGAUCGGUGGCGCUGCUCUGCUCUGUGUACUGCCCGCAAUCGUGUUUUUGGUCUACAGGUGGCGGCCGCGGGUGCUUCGAAAGCGGGCCUACCAGGAGUUCCAGAGCGAGCAGAGCAAAGGCAGUGCUACGGUUUCCAGAGAUCCGGAGAAGGACCUGACAGGGAAGAUGAGCAGACUGGCGGAGCAGGCGCAUGCAAAGCAAGCCAUGAUGCCCGCGGCUGCAGGUCUCAGAGCAAAAGCUUCGGUGCCCACAUCCGCGCCUUCGGCUGACGGUAUGCUGCUGCCGAACACCUUGCUGCCGAACCCAAAGAAAGGGACCGCGAGUGCGUCAGCAGUUGCGGAUGUGCUUGGCAAAUCCUCCACGAUGUCGCAAGAGGGCAUCUACGAGGUCGACAACUUCGAAGUACCCGGGUCCUGUCGCGGUGCCUCCUCCGCCGAAGUGGGCAUCUGGCCAGCAUUCGGUUUCAAUACAGUUACAGCCGGCUCGAUUGCACAUUGGCAACUUCUAGUCCUGGUUUGCUACGAUCUCCUCCACCUCUUCUUCACGGGCCUCGGCUUGCUGCUCCAGCUUCCGGUGGUGGAGUCGCCGCCUCCUGUGCAGCCAUCUCCUGAGCAACUCGGGAUUCCCGACGGGGUCUUUGAAACAGAAGGGAAGGCGCUGAAGCAGAUUUCGCUCCUUGAAGUUGGUCUUGGUCUGCUUGUUCUUGGUGCCUUUGACCUUGCGGCAACCACCCUGAAGCACACACCAGUUCGGUUCCGCGCGUUUGUUCGUGCAACUGACGAGCCCAUCCUUCUUUCGGCGUUGCUGUUACAGAUUGGAGACAAGUGGGUUGGCAAAGCUGUGCCGAGUACCACAGUAAACUUAGACUUGACGCCUUCGGCUGUGCUCAGGGUUGCUGUGUACCGCGACGAAUGGGAAGGGCCUUGGAGUCUGAUGACCCAGAAGCCGAUUCGGGCCAUCUUGGAGGUUGUGGCUCCAUUGCGAACCUGCUCCCGGGUGGGGUGCACAUGCGAUGAGUGGCAUGGGGUUGCGGCUCCUGGUGAUCCGCCAGCCCUUCUUGAAGUGUGGGCUCGUGCCUUCCUCAGUGGCACCUUCAAGGUCGUGAGCCCGAGUGAGGCGGUCCUCUUCAACACCUUUGUCCGAGUGCCUGUCUCUUUGGUACCUGCCCUGCUGCGUGUGGCAGGUCGAGCUGGGGUCUACUUCGAGCCGCGAGCCGUGGAUUCCCGGGCCCCGUCUCCUGAAUACCAGGUGUUCUGGAUGGCGAAGGCAUCCAAACAAGAGGUUGUGGUUGCUGCCCAGUCCCAGGACAAAGCAAUCGGCAUUGCCCGCAUUGGCCCGCGCUUUGGACUGAGGUGUUUGAGUGAGCAUGCUGAAGCUCUUCAUGGAGUGAUCAAGCCCGGGACCCCGUAUGUCGAUCGUCAGACGGCGAAGUUGUUUCACACCGGACCUUGGCCUUUUGGCACUCAGAGGCGAGCCCUGGCCUCUUCGCUCAAGGAUUGGGGCUGGCACGUCAAGCCUAUGCAGCCUGUACCAGGUCAGGAGCGUCUUGGUGUUUGGUGGGCUGUGCAAGCCACCGAAGCUCCGCCUGCGAAGGUUCUUCAACUCAACAAUGCUGAGGUCCUGGUAGUUGAGGUCAAACCCGCAACCGCAAAGCCAGAUGUACCUCCGCAAGUGAUUGCCACCAAGGCAGUGUGUCGCUCCCUAGCAGUGCAAAACACUUCAGGCCCGGAUCCUUUGCAGGAGGAUGACCCGUGGGCUUCCGCUUUGAGGGCUCGGGCCCACACUGCUGCUGCGCCGGCGGCUGGUCCUGGUGAGGCGACUAAAGCCAUGGAGGCCAGGUUGCAGGCCCAAAUCAAGGCUCAGAUGGAGGAAGUGUCGAAGAAUUUUUCAGGUCGUGUGCAAAGCCUGGAAGUGGGUGUCCAGAAGCUGGAGGUGGGAUUCUCAGCGGUGUCGUCCAAGGUGGACCAGCAGGAAACCCGGCUGACGGAGGCGAUGAAUCAGUUGUUUGAGCGUCAAACUUUGAGGAUUGAGGAGCUCCUGGCGCCGAAGCGUGCGCGGCGUGUGUUGAUCGCCCUUCCUAUCCUCUACAUGGGACCGGCCAUGACCUUUGGGGCGUUAGUUGUCUGCAAGGGUGCGAUUCUGGGUGGGCCCAAAGUCGCGCCUGCACCUGGCCAAUGGUACAAGCCAUUAUCUCGAAUCUGGUCUUUCCUCCUUUUGCUGCCGCUCGGACACUCUGAGUCUUUCGCCCUUCGUGAGCUGAGCAAACCGCCUGUCCUGGUCCAGCUUGGAACCUUGUCUGCGCCGCCCCAGAUGGGCCUCGCUUUUGUGGCCUUGCCCUUCUUGCGUGUUCAAUUGGCGUCCUUCCAGUGUUUCAGCUACUGGGGCGGUCACCUCGGGCGCCGAAUUGCCAUCAAAACGGUUCUCAAUGGCGUGUGUUCCAGCUACUGGGGCGGUCACCUCGGGCGCCAAAUCGCCAUCAAAACCAUUCUCAACGCCUAUGUGGGAUGCCGAAUUGUCAUCAAAACGAUUCUCAACGGUUCCCGCUACUGGGGCGGGCACUUUGGGGCCGGAGUUGCGGCCACGUCGCCUUCCUUAUGUGCCGAGGCCUUGACAAUCUGCCUUAUGUUGUGGUACCGUGUGGUCCGAGGCCUCCUCUGGACGCAGGCAAACUUGCACUUUGGUCUUGCCCCUGUGUUCGCGUUGGUGAAGCCCGUAAUCCUGGACCGCCUCAUUCUCCGGACUUGCCAGUCUUUCGAAUUGGUGCCUGCAAUCCCACAGGGCUCAAUGGCAAGCAUGGGGUCGUUGCUGACCUGCUGCCGGGGAUUUACAGUAUUUGUGUCUGGGCCACCUGUGCUCCCACGCGCCCGCAGCUCUGUCACUGGUCAAUAUUCGGGUGUUGGCUUCCUCUCCUCCUUCCCGGCCCGUGCUGCCCCGCAUGCCAUUGACCCGGAGUACAUUGCCACAUCACGCAUUCACCUGGCCAAUUUCUUUGUCGGAGCUGAGUGGAUGUUGGGUGCUGUGGUCUACGGUUUCCCUGUGCAGCCAAGUGCUACCGAGCAGUUGCUUCAUGCCGUUACCGAACGGAUUCUCAGUAAUGGGGUGGGCCCGAGAUUCAUCGCUGGCGACUUCAAUAUUGAGCCCCAUGCCUUGACUUUGAUGCCGCUUUGGCGACGGCAUGGCUUUGUUGAAAUCCAAGACCUGUGGCAUGCCAGGCAUGGAGUUUUGCCGGUGCCCACGUGCAAGCGCAAGACGCGCAAGGAUUUUUUGCUGAUUUCUCCGGAACUCCAGGAGCUCCUGCUGGAUGUUCAGGUUGACGACACCUGGUUCGCUGAUCACUCCCUGCUCCUUGCUUCCUUUAGGAUUACCAGGCCCUCUGGCAUGACUGGGAACGGCAGGCCAUCCGGGUGUGUAAAAGCCAAAGAGUCGCAUUCCCUGAACCGUGCCUGUGGGCGAGCUGCCACCAAAACCGCUGUCCCUGUGAAAACUCGGCAGUGCCCUGUCCAUGCUGGUCGCAAUGGAGAGUGUUCACCCGGUUACUUUGGGCAUGAUCGCACAUAUGCUGCUUGGUUUCGCCAGCUGCGGCGACUCCAGUCCCUUGUGCAUGCUCUUCGGAAACACUCGCCUACUGAUGGGGCGGUUGAGUACAGAGCAGGCCUUUGGCAUUCCAUCAUUUCUGCUACGGGCUUUCGUCAUGGAUUUCGUGCUUGGUGGCCACUACGGAAAAUCAGGCAACCGUCUGAUCCUGACACCUGCCCAGCCACUCUCCCAGCCUUGGACUUGGCGCAAGCCCUCCUCGAUUCCUUCCAGAGAAAUGUUGCGCAGUUUGAACGUGACCUUCAGCGUGACAGGAGGCAAGCAGCUGCUGCCCGACGUGCUUCCAACCCAUCUGUGAUCUUUCAGGAUCUUAAAAAGGAGCAGGCUCAACCGGUUGAUACCCUGGUCCUCAAAACGGUGGCUGUUGUGUCGGAGGUCUGUCACGAAGACUCGCAUCUGAAGCUCAAGUCUGAGACUAGUUGGAGGAGUGAGCAGGGUUUCUUCCUCAAUGGGCGACCGUUGGAAGUGUUCCAUGCUGAACCCGAUGUCGUCUGGGCUUCAACUGAGGGCGUGCAGGCUGGUGAUGUGGUCAGCCAGGAACGCCCCUUGGCGUCCCUCCAUGAAGUGUUCCAAGCGUUCGCUGAUGAGUGGCAGAAGCGCUGGCUCCGGCAUGAAAACGUUGACCCCGCUACCUGGCGGGCUCUCACUGAAGGAGUGGCGCUACCAGCCUUGCGUUCAUACCCCUGGCGUCCUCUCUCUGCGGAAGAAUGGAUGCGUGCUGUCAGGGCAAAGCACUGCAGGUCAGCUACCGGGCCGGAUGGUGUGUCAAAGCUUGACUUGCUGGCCUUAACUCCUCCGUUUGUUGACAGGCUCCUGGGCAUUGUGGCCCGUGCUGAGGAGACGGGCCGAUGGCCUCAACAGAUGCUGAACGCCACCGUGGCCAGUGUUGAGAAGGUGCCUGAGGCUGAACAGGUCUCUCAGUUCCGGCCGAUUUGUGUGCUCCCACUUCCGUACAGGACUUGGAGUUCACUCCGGGCUCGCACCGCUCUUAAGUUCCUCUCGGAGUUGGCGCCAGCGGAGCUUACAGGUGGCAUGCCAGGCAAGUCAGCGACUGGUGUGUGGUAUGACUUGCAGCUUGCUCUUGAGGAAGCCCAUGAUCUCAACAGGCCACUGGUUGGUGCACUGUUUGACCUUUCGAAAGCUUUUAAUACGCUUCCCCGGACGCCCAUCUUUGCGAUGGCCCUGAGGCUAGGUUUUCCGGAAGCUCUCGUCCGAGCAUGGAGUGGUGCCGUGACGUGUAUUGCUAGGCGCUUCAAGGUCAGAGGGGCGACAGGGCCCCCAAUCCUGUCGGUGACUGGGUUUCCCGAAGGAUGUGCCAUGUCUUGCGUGGCGAUGGCUAUCGUUGACCUUGCCCUGCACUGGCAUGUUGCGCGAGCGGAUCUUCAGCACUGCCUCACUUCCUUUGUUGACGAUUGGCAGGUGCGUGAGUGCUCGCCUGCGAGGGUUCAGCUGGCUGUUGCGAUGGUCACUGAGUUUGUCCGUGGGUGGGACCUCACCAUGGACCCCCGUAAGACCGUGUUCUGGGCGUCCCGGGCUGAUCACAGACGCCAGCUUCGCCGUCAAGGUCUACCAGUUGAGAACUCUGUUCGCAACGUUGGGGGGCAUGUAAGCUUCAACCGCCGAUGUACCAAUGCUACUGUGCAAGCUCGGAUUGAGGGCCUGGAGGGACUGUGGCCGCGACUUGCGGCCUCUUGGGCGCCUCGCAACCAGAAGGUUAUGGCGCUCAAGGUCGCGGCGUGGCCUGCUGCUCUCCAUGGGAUUUCCGGAGUGUGCCUUAGCCUUGCCCGCUUCGCUGCCCUUCGAUCUGCUGCCGUGCAAGGCCUGCGGUUGGAUCGUCCAGGCCUCAAUCCGAUGAUCUACCUGGGCAUGGUGGAGUUUCCACUUGCUGACCCGCAUUUCUUUGCGAUCUGGAGCACCUUUCGUGAUUUGCGUGUACAUGCUGCGCGGGAUUCCUUUGUACCGCUGUUGGCGUCCCUCUUGUCCAAAGAAGGGUCGCGAACACCUGGGCCUGCCGGGGUGUUCUUGGAGCGUGUGGCGCUCCUGGGCUGGCGCUGGGAUAUCCAAGCUGAAAUGAUUGAGGAUAGCAUUUCAUGUUUUGACCCAUGGGCCGUCUCUCCGCAGGAGCUCCUUUUCCGCCUUACCUUUGCCUGGCAGCGUGCAAUUGGAGUUGAACUGGAAAAAAGAGACGGGUUCCAGGGCCUGAGCCAAGCCGACCCUGGUGAGACGCGCCGACUGCAGAAGAACUUUGCUGCGGAAGACAGGCUCAACCUUGCACUUGGCCUCAGUGGUGCUUUCUACACGCAGGAUGCUCUGCACCAUUUCUCUGACAAUCCUGAUGACGAUCGUUCCUGCCGUUUCUGUGGCCAGGCCGAUGGAGUCAAGCACCGGGUUUGGUAUUGUCCUCAUUUCCGGGAACGUUGCGGCCCUGCUUCCUUUCCAGAUGUGGAUGUGGCUACGUUGGCACCGGCCCAGUCGCUCCGGGGAUGGGCCAUGCGGCCGCGGGGAGUGCUGCAGCUCUGGAGAAAACUGGCGGCUUUGCCUGAUCGCUCGGCUACUGUCCUUUGUGAGGCCCCGGCGGCCGUGGAACUUGAUCUCUUUACGGACGGCUCCUGCAAGCACCCUGCUGAGCCCAAUCUUCGGCUUGCCUCGUGGGCAGUGAUCAUAGCUGCAGUCCCUGGCACGGAGCCUAUCACUGCGGCGGGUGCGGCCUUACCUGGUGUGGUGCAGACGGCCUUCCGGGCUGAAAUCACGGCGGUCAUUGCGGCAUUCCAGUGCAUGCUGCAGUGGCAGAGGCCGGCGCGAAUUUGGUCGGACUGUGCAGGGGUUGUCCGCUGUGUGCUACGAAUCCAGAAGGGUACCUUUCGGUGCACCCCGUCGAAGGCGAACUUUGACUUGUGGAAUGCUCUGCAGGAGUUGGCACGGCGGGUCCCGCCAGGAUGGACGGUCCAUAAGGUGGCUGCUCAUGUCGCGACAACGGAUCGGGCAUCGAUGGUGGACGACUGGGCCUGCUGGAACAAUCAAGCGGCUGACCGGGAAGCCCUGCGGACCAACAUGGAUCGUCCGCCUAGUUUCUGGUUGCUUUGGCGCGAGGUGUGCAGAGAUCAGGCGCUACAGACCCUGCGCGGCCGUGCUGUGUUGCAUCGCUUGCGAGCUAUCGCGCGGGUUGCCACACAGCCGGAGGCGAAGGCUGACAAUGCGGUCGAGGAGGCUCCAGCUCGGGUUCCAGCUCUUCCUGACCUUCGUCUACCGCUUCCACGUGCCCUUGAGCGAUAUGGAGCACCUUUUGUGCUUGCCCUUCAUGCAUGGUUGGGCUCUAAGAUCAGACGUGACUGCCCUGGUCGAUGGAUCCCUUUCCUGCAUUUGUACCUCUUGUUUGAGCAUCAGGUUGGUAUUGUGCCGCCGGUCUUUGAUAAGACCACCAGGACAUGGAAGACAUCCCGACGAGGUGACUUUUCGGUGGGGCUUUUGGACUUACCUGAGCGAGUGCGGCUUUUUCGCCAACAGGUGCGGGCGUUGAUUGCUCAAGUGGGUGGUUUCUUGCAGGCAGCUGAGGUUCGGCCGUUCUCGGCUACGCUGUUGGUGAAGCUACCCUCGGUUUAUAUACCUUGGUCGCAAGAGGAGUUCGAUCUACUGGCCCUGGCCAUCAAGUGCCGUUCUGCCGUUACUGCCGAGCAGCACUGUCCCCAGAAAGGGCUGACCCAGCUGAACCCAAUUUCCCAACGGCGUGGCGCGAAGCGCAGAAAGGCUUCAUGUUCAUUGGUGACGGCAGACUGUAUACAGCUCAAGGCAGUGCGUGGCUUGGGCAGAAAGAAACAUUGGUUUCUCGACAUCGGCUCGUCAGACACCACACAGGGUCGCGAGUUCAAGCGCAUGUGGUACUCGGUUGAGUGGCUGAAGUUCAUGCAACAAGAACGCCCGGACCCAAAUGGGAAGAAUGGUUUCUCCGAAGCACCCGCGCAUUUUGUGACCGGUGUGACCAGAUGGUGUGAGGAGGCCGGAGAAUUGCAGCGAGCCACGUCCGGGGACCUGGCGGCCGUGGAUAAGCCUCAGGAAUUGGUAGAGGAGCUGAGAAAGCGCCGCAAGAGAGAGGUAAGCAUCGAGUGGCACCGGAAGUACGUGAAGAAGGGUGUGCUCCGAGACCAGAACAAAUCCAGAGCUUCCCCACCGGAAUCCGCUCCAGACGAUGCGAAGCCGGACGAUGCGAAGCCGAGCGAUGCGAAGCCGGACGAUGCCGUGAGCAGGGACUUCAGGCCAGCCUUCCUCGGCAGUGCUGACCCGCCAGACGCAGUUUCGCAGGGCCCUUGUCAGUAUCGUGCCCUCGACGAGAGUGAGUUCCAGCGGUUCAUGGCAGGCGAAAACCUGUCGCUUGUUUCGGCCGGCUUCCGAGAAGAUGACACAGACAUCGAAUUGCCGUCGCAGUGGCAAUCGAAAUUGUCCGUGAUCAAGAAGCUGGGCGAGGGCUCCUUCGGGAAGGUCUUUCAAUGCAGGGUGCUCUGCGAGACAUACAAGGAGAUCUAUGUGUCUGUCAAGCUCAUCGUGAAGAAGGAGCCCAUUGUGAGGAAGGAAAUCCAGGUCUUGGAGGGCAUGCGCGGUGUCUCAGACUACUGCAUUUCGGCUGUUGGUGAGCCGCCAUUCAUCGACAACCGCGAUGGCUAUUGGAUUAUGAUGCCAUACAUGAACGGCGGGGAGCUUCACGACUUCCUGGCAAAGUGUCGCAGAAAUGGGGCAUGCAUCCAGGGGGACCGCGAAGGCCGCAAAGACUGGACGCAAGUGGACCCUGUUUUCACCACGUCCUACCUCCUCGGACUCUUCCACGACAUGGUUGCAGGGGUGCAGGCUCUCCACGAGAAAGCGGGACUGCUCCACAUCGAUCUCAAGCCAGCCAACGUCAUGCUGAACUGUGAGUGGGGGAACAAGCGGCCCAGCAGCAGGUUCAGGGUUUAG